UUUGGCGAUUUAAGACAAAUAGUUGUCAUAAGAAGAGUAGCGUCAGUGUUAUCAAUGAAGGACGCUCUUUCAAAUAUCAUAUACUAGUGAAAUAUCGAAAACUUUCAAGUUGGAAGACAAUAUUAACCGACUAAAGAAGAAACUCUGCCAMUAGAUGCCUUGGGUGACAUAUUUUGUYUUGUGAUGAAAUCCCUGAUGUAGCUCUAAGUGGGUCAGUYGACAAGACUACACAAUAARCAAGACGACCUCUGAAAAAUGUACGUCAAGUACAAAAGAGAAGCAAGUAGACAUUGCACCUCCUGGAGAUGUGUAGUUUUAGUAUUGCUUGGUGCAUUYAUUGUGUUAUGGCUGUAUUUAAGYCACCAAAGUAUGAAUCCUGCUUUGAUGUUUGCGCAGCGUUCAUGGUACGAUAAGCGAAACGCAGGAUUUACCUUCCAUAGAAAGACGACUUUUUUAAGAACGGUUUUUAAUUUGACAAAACCGGAACAGCGUGCACAAAAUUCAAAGCUAUGGAAAGAGAGUUUUGAAGAAAACGGUCCCAUGAAGCCAGCGUCUUCUGCUGUCCUGUUUGAGCGGUAUAAACGAAAACCUCCCGGCGCUCCACGUUUGUACGAGAAUGUUGUGAUCAUCACGCCGAAGCCACAUUUAGUUAGUGAAGAAGUCAAAAUUGAAUACAAACGAAGUGGCGAUGGACUAGCUGGCCAUGAGUUACUAACAGCGUUUUUUGAGCAAGUCAUUCCUGACUUUAUGUCAGGUAAGCUGAAUGUUCAUAUUUGGGACCACAUCUGUGGCCCCCACGUGGAGCAGCUUCGUCAAUCUCCGUUGUUUCCUCGGUUUCCGAGCCGUCGCCGAUUCAUUACCGAUUUUGCCGCUGAAUAUGAAGAAACCGAAUUUGGAGAGCGCAUAUUCGGCUACAUUCAUUCCKUAUCCGACGGUUUCUARCAAUUUGCUAUUUCUUCCGAUGAUACUUCGGAGCUUUGGCUAAGUACCGAUAUUGAUCCGAAGAAUUCCCGACUGAUUGCGACAGUCUUUUCGUCUAAAGGCAUUGGAUUUACCAAAACCGGAGACUUCAAAAAAUACCCAACGCAAAUUUCGCGAAAAAUCCAGCUAAAAGCUGGCAGAAAGUACUAUAUCGAGGUUCUUCACAAGCAAGCACGGGGCAAGAGCCACCUACAAGUUCUUUGGAAGCCACCGGGAUUCAGAAAUUUCACAAAAAUAGAAAACAAAUCCUUGUCUUUGUUUGUUGACGACAAUGAUUUUAAAACACUCGACGAUACCAUUAAAGAUAUUGACUUCGAGGUGUARGCACCUAAGGACACRCCAAGUCACAUCAAGAGAAAACUCGACCCAACCCUCGAGAGAUCAAUCUACAAAUGUUGACUAACCAGUUUUGUACAAUCUGACUACAGCUGUGACGUAUUUCCGGUGCAUUCGCAUCACUGGACCGCUAAGCGCGCGCAAAAGGAAACCGCGGCAGAUUUCCCGCCAUCUUGUUAGAGGAAUUAUGGACUAAUGUCGUAUCGCCUCCAACAAUGAUUUUUAUAUUUGUAUAUAAUAGUAGUGUUUUUAGGUAGAGUUUAUAGUUAUUUUGCACGCCGCUGAUAUUGAUAAGCGCGGUGCCAUAUUUUACAAUCGCUUUUUGSUCCAUCAGCAACUCUUUUGAGCUUUUAUUUAUGUUUGAAAAUAAAGAUAAAUCGUAAUAUAAUAAGAAAAAGUUAAUCUUU
This is a messenger RNA of Exaiptasia diaphana, 1724 nucleotides long. Its product is annotated as N-acetyl-beta-glucosaminyl-glycoprotein 4-beta-N-acetylgalactosaminyltransferase 1-like. NCBI's taxonomy places the organism in Eukaryota, Metazoa, Cnidaria, Anthozoa, Actiniaria, Aiptasiidae. The record is from RefSeq and is a predicted model, not a curated record. The coding region runs from base 256 to 1380 and encodes 374 amino acids. The transcript has a single exon. Gene Ontology annotation, molecular function: acetylgalactosaminyltransferase activity.